Molecule: messenger RNA, 1223 nt
Organism: Culicoides brevitarsis
Lineage: Eukaryota; Metazoa; Arthropoda; Insecta; Diptera; Ceratopogonidae
Product: major royal jelly protein 4
Exons: 2
Coding region: 23-1159 (378 amino acids)
Cellular component (GO): extracellular region
Source: RefSeq, a predicted model, not a curated record
UCUCCGGUUCAAACAUCCAAAAAUGAUAAAAUUUAUUUUUCUGCUGACCGUUGCUUGGCAUGCCAGAACUGCGUACGCUGCUUGCGGCGACCAACAAGUAUUUCCCGAGCUGAAUUUCCAUCCAAGCCCUACAAAUUUGCAAUUUCCCUGUGAGUCAACGAAACGCAUUUACUUGACGACCAAACGUUACAUCCCGAAAAAUUUUAUCCUCACGCGCGCCCAAAUCCACCAGAAUGUGGUGUAUGCGUGUGCGCCUCGUUUAAGACAUGGCGUUCCCUUCACCGUGGCCAAGAUGACGCUGAAAAAGGGAAAUUGCGUGCCACCAGUUGAGCCUUAUCCAUGUUGGUCCAUUCAGGAGGAGGGAAAUUGUCAGGCAAUUCAAUCGUGUACAGAUCUUGUGCAUGACGCGCAAAAUAUUCUCUGGGUUUUGGAUUCGGGCGACACAAACACCUUGGAUCAACCGAUUCAUCGAUGCGAUGCCAAAGUGGUGGGAAUUUGCACGAAAACGCAUAAAGUUGUCAGUUCGGUCAGCCUUGGGGAUUUGGUGAACCAGAAGUCACGCCUUCAGCAUUUAGUUGUCGAAUAUGAUGACACGGGAAAUGCCUUCAUAUAUGUUGCUGACGGCGGCAAUAACUGUCUGAUUGUGUACGAUGUGACACGUGACAAAGGUUACAAAAUUGUCCUGCCACCGGCUUUGCACAAUGGCUGUGCAUCACGUGACGUCCUCUAUAUCACACUCAUCCGCAAGACAAAUGGUCUUUCGUACCUUUACAUGAAUUAUCUCUGCGGUACGAAUCUCUUCUCCAUCAAAACGAAGCACUUGCGACAAGGCGAGGGCUCGAGUGCCGUUGUCGAUCACGGCACCAUUCCGGGCGACAAGAAACUCGUGCAACUCGGUAACGAUAAUGCCAACUAUUUGUUUGUUCGUGGCAAGGACGAACGGAACAUUUAUUUGUACAACACGGAAACUUGUCUGAAAUCCAGCAACUUUGUUCUCGUGCAAAAGGGAGGGGAAUGUCGUCUUCCAACGCACGUUUUCCCCGGAUACCAAAACUACAUGUGGGUCAUUUCCUCCAACACACACCAUUAUGUGGCGGAUAAAGUGGGAUCCACUGGAGCAGAUAUCGCCAUUCAUCCGUUAGUCAAGGAUUGUGACUAAGCAUUUUUUUUUUCGCAAAGAAAUAGAAACUUUAAAAGUGCAAUUAAAUAAAUUAAAAGAUUGA